UUUUUCUCUUAUUACACUGGACAGUGAGGACGUUGACUCACUAGUUAACUGGUUGUCUCUGUGUGGAAAGAGCACCGCCCCCCUCUCUGUGCACUUUAAACUCUGCUCUCCUGGACAAAUAUUUGUUUAUUCCUAAAGCCCUGUCACUGCAGAAAGACUCUUUGCUUUGGAUGACUCAGAAUGUCGGGCAGUUACAAACUGCUGGUGAAAAAUGCCAACCAGGUGGUUCUGAUCUGCAACAAUGGAGAGAAGUACCUGACCAAGCAUGGGAUGCAAAAUCUGUGUGUGAUUGAAAAUGGGAGCGUAGUAAUUGGGAGUGAUGGGCUGAUUAAAGCCGUGGGGCCUGCUGAAAUCAUCAGGGCUCAGUACUCGGAUGCAUCUUUUCAGAGAGUGAUCGAUGCGACAGGAAUGUGUGUCCUGCCUGGUUUGGUUGACGCCCACAGCCAUCCAGUCUGGGCUGGUGACAGGGUGCAUGAAUUUGCAAUGAAGCUGGCAGGUGCCACCUACAUGGACAUGCACCGGGCCGGUGGGGGGAUCCACUUCACCGUGGAGCACACUCGGGCUGCUGGAUCUUCAGACCUUCUAGCCUCCCUGAGGUGCAGGUUGGCUCGAAUGCAGCGAGCAGGCACCACCCUGGUGGAGUGUAAGAGUGGCUAUGGGCUGGAACUGCACACUGAGCUGAAGAUGCUGGAGGUGAUCGAGGAGGCCAGGCGCACCCUGCCCAUCAACAUCUCCUCAACCUACUGCGGAGCCCACGCCGUGCCCAAAGGGAAGACGGUAGCAGAGGCCACAGAGGACAUCUUGCAGGUUCAGCUGCCCCGGCUGAAACAGCUGAUGUGUGCUGGGACUCUCAGAGUCGACAACAUCGACGUGUUCUGUGAGCAGGGAGUGUUCGACCUCACCUCCACCCGCUCCAUCCUGAAGGCUGGCAAAGACAUGGGCCUCAACAUCAACUUCCAUGGAGAUGAGCUUCAUCCCAUGAACUCUGCGCAGCUGGGAGCAGACCUUGGAGCUUUAGCCAUCAGUCACCUGGAGGAGGUCACAGAUGAAGGGAUUGCCGCCAUGGCAAAAGCAAAAACGGCUGCAGUCCUUCUACCAACUACAGCUUACAUCCUCCGGCUGUCCCAGCCUCGAGCCAGAGACAUGCUGGAAGCCGGAGUAAUCGUUGCUCUUGGCAGUGACUUCAACCCUAACGCAUACUGCUGCUCCAUGCCAAUAGUCAUGCACUUGGCCUGUGUCAACAUGAGGAUGUCCAUGCCUGAGACUCUGGCCGCAGCCACCAUCAACGCAGCCUAUGCUCUCAGGCGCUCCCACACACACGGCUCGCUGGAGGUCGACAAAGACGGAGAUCUGCUGGUUCUCAACACCACACGGUGGGAGCACCUGAUCUACCAGCUGGGAGGACAUCAGGAGCUCAUCCGUUACGUUGUCAUUAAGGGCGACAUCGUCUAUGAUAACGACAAAACCAUGGAUUUGUAACCAGGAAACAUCUCCUGAGGUACUAUCAUUGAUACACACAGACAACGAGGGCAUAUAUUCAGCUGAUGUUAAGGAAAUACAACAACAUUACUGGAAAUGUGUAACCACAGGCCCAGUGGUUUUGUAAACUUACUUGGUAGGUGCAAGGUUCAGUACCGGGAAACAAAAUAUUCUUCUUACUGUGCAAUUAAAGAGUAACAACAGGAGCACCCACACAUUGUAUUACAACCUGCCAUAUUCUUAGUGUGCAUAUAAAGCUUGUACUCAUUAACAUUACUGUGAUGUGUAGAGAAAUAUAAAAUGUAAAGUAGGGCUGCUUUAUUUGUAGGUGCAUGUCAUAUUCAUGUUGUCCAUUUCAUUGUAUGAUUUAAAAUAGGUUGAGAAAUGGAUCUGUACUUUAGAUUAUUUUUCUCCUAGUAGAUAUGUUAACCAUUUUAAAUUUCCUGUUUGGAAUUGCGGCAGUUCAUAACAAUUGCACUGAAACAGAAAACAUACCUUUCAAACUUGGACCCAGUAUUUAAAAAAAGUACUCGAGUACAACUGAUUUGCCCUUCCCUCUAAAAUAUCCAUUUAUUUACCAUAGUAGUGUCCUUCCACUGUAGUGCAGUGAAGUACCAGUGUUGAUUAAUCCAACAAAGUUACACUGGAAAUACUGGGUUGUACUUCUCUAAUCAGUAAAACAUUUUAAAAAUCAAAUUAGCAGUUGUUUGGUGAUUACAGCAAGAGAUGAAAUCGUUCAGGUGAUCAAAGACUGCACUGAUUUUUGUCAUCCCUCCUUUAGGUUUUCAGUGGCCUG
This is a messenger RNA of Monopterus albus (swamp eel), 2275 nucleotides long. RefSeq names its product amidohydrolase domain containing 1 (gene amdhd1). Lineage: Eukaryota; Metazoa; Chordata; Actinopteri; Synbranchiformes; Synbranchidae. Gene Ontology annotation, cellular component: cytoplasm. The transcript has 9 exons. The coding region runs from base 181 to 1479 and encodes 432 amino acids. The record is from RefSeq and is a predicted model, not a curated record. Gene Ontology annotation, molecular function: imidazolonepropionase activity.